GCGCGGCGCUCGGCGGGCGGCGCCGGGGCUGAGGGGGCACGCGGCGCGCCGCCCGCGCCAUGUCGUUCCGCCGCGCCUUGGCGCUGGCCGCUUGCGGGCUGGCCGGCGGCUCCGUCCUCUUCUCCGCAGUUGCCGUGGGCAAGCAGCCGGGCCGCGGCGGGGACGCCGAGCCGCGGCCAGGGAGCGCCGCCGCCGCCACCGCCGUUACACCCGCCUCCGCGGCGCCGCCGGGUUUGCUGCUGCUGCCGCCCGCCGCCGCCUCCUGCCCGCCGGCCCCUGGCUGGAUCGAGAGACCCGCCGGUACCGGCAGCUACUGGGACAGCAACUGGGACAGACGUGAACCACUGGCUCUUAUCAAUCUCAAAAAGAAAAAUGAGGAAACUGGGGAAGAAGAACUUGCCUCGCGCUUAGAUCACUGCAAGGCAAAAGCCACCAGGCACAUAUUCCUUAUCCGUCAUUCUCAGUAUAAUCUGGAUGGCCGGGCUGAUAAAGACAGAACUCUGACCCCACUUGGUCGAGAGCAGGCUGAACUGACUGGACGCAGACUGGCAAGCUUAGGAUUAAAAUUUGAUCAGAUUAUCCACUCCUCCAUGACUAGAGCAACUGAAACAACUGAAAUUAUAAGCAAACAUCUCCCAGGAGUCAAAAAAAUUAGUACUGAUCUGCUGAGAGAGGGAGCACCCAUAGAACCAGACCCUCCGGUCUCUCACUGGAAACCAGAAGCUGUGCAGUACUACGAAGAUGGAGCUCGAAUUGAGGCUGCUUUUCGAAACUUCAUUCAUAGAGCUGACGCAAAGCAGGAAGAAGACAGCUAUGAGAUCUUUGUCUGCCAUGCCAACGUGAUCCGCUAUAUUGUGUGCAGAGCAUUGCAGUUCCCCCCGGAAGGCUGGCUGCGAAUGUCCCUUAACAAUGGCAGUAUAACUCACUUGGUGAUACGUCCGAAUGGAAGAGUGGCACUUCGAACACUGGGUGACACAGGUUUCAUGCCUCCAGAUAAAAUCACACGCACCUGAAUGAGCAAAACUGACGGCUGUCCAGGAGCUGCCUCUAGUCUCUUUGCACUAGUACAUUCAGCUAUGGUACCACUAGAUUUUUAUCUGUUAUGUUGGGGUGUGAUCCUGUCUUAAAAUGUCCUUUAGCCCCUUGCCUCCUUCAUACGUAUUCAUAUCUGCCUCUCAGUCCAGAAAAGAAGAAAUCUUUGUAAGCGUGAAGCUGUCCGGUCCUCAAGUAUUCCCCAAAACUCAAAGCUGAGCUGUGGAAUACAAAGAGAUUGAAUGUUUGCUCAGCUGUUGCAAGAGCACUGACUGUCCCCCCACCCCACCAUGAAUUUCUGUAACCAAAGCUUGCGCCUGUGGAUGUUUUUCUUGUGCAGGAAAGCAAUUGGUGUGGGAACUGGACGGAACAGCCUCGUGUCACACUGCGGCUAAAACUGAAGGCGAGACAGCUUGUUUCAGCUCCUGCAGAAGGAGUGACGAACAGGGCGUUCUGCUGUUCAAAGGACAAAGGGAUAAGGCUUCAGUUUUUGUCAGCUGUUGAGGGUGUGUUUAUGUUGUGUUGUUGUUCCCCUCUGCCCCCAAAAGCACAUGUAAACUCUUGACAGGAGGUUGCCAGCAUAAAGCAAAGAGGGUCAAAACCCAUUUGCCUCAGAGCUGUGGUGCUAGAAUUAACUGCUGCUUCUAUUAAGUGUUCCUCCAUCCUCAGGAAGUACUUUUAAGCUGUUCUGAACAAUGUUAUUCGGUCUCAUAAAGCCUUUAACUAAAAUGUGGUCUGUACCAGGAUGUAGGGAGGUGUUUGUAGCAUUAAGACAGAAGGAAAGGAAAGCAGCGAUCUUCUGAAAGUGCUGCCAGUCCCUGACUGGCUGACAGUUUUGGAGUGCUUUCUCCCAGUGAUCUGUACUUGCUGAUACCUUGCUUUUAGCCACUGAAUUCAAUGUAGUGGUACUUUGUGUCAGAGCUUCUGCGGUGUUGGGGCAAACUGCUGCUUAAACCUACUGGUGCCUGAAUGGUGAAAAAAAUACUGGUGGGGUGGCUUGUCCAGGCCAGGUGCAUAGUGCAGGUGCUGGGCAGGACACCUCAGGUGGCUCCUUUGCACAGCUCUGACACUGCUGGACUGGUGCUAGGGAAAAAGCGGGUGGCCAGGAACCAGGGAGGGCCUGCGUGCAUUUCACCUUAGGGUGCCUGCUGGGCCCCUGAACUGGCGGCGUAACCUAGCUGCCUCACAUCAUACCUGGAACGCUGAAAAAUGUCACCCUGUAUGCAUAGUGUGCCUUGGUGAUAGAGCACAUACUGUGUAGGAUAGCAAGUGUAACUUGUUAGGUUCUCUCACCACCAAGAAUGCUGAUGAGACCCUAAACUUGCUCCUGUCAGAGCUGGAUGAAGCACAACUGUGGCACACAACCUGGUGACACAGUUGAAUACCGGACUGCUACAUCAGGAUGAUUUCAAGGGAACUGGGGUGAGUAGGGGAACAAAACAUGAUCCUUGUCUAGUGCAAGUUGGGGGGGCAAGAGGAAACCAUUGUGAUGUCUCUCUCAUUGACACAAUGAGAGUAAUUUACCAGUUUUUGUCUAUUAACUUUUUAAAAGUUUUGAAUAAAAUAACUGGUUGCUC
Messenger RNA from Falco peregrinus (peregrine falcon), 2609 nucleotides. RefSeq names its product PGAM family member 5, mitochondrial serine/threonine protein phosphatase (gene PGAM5). Gene Ontology annotation, cellular component: mitochondrion. The coding region runs from base 60 to 1013 and encodes 317 amino acids. The transcript is spliced from 6 exons. NCBI's taxonomy places the organism in Eukaryota, Metazoa, Chordata, Aves, Falconiformes, Falconidae. Gene Ontology annotation, biological process: positive regulation of mitochondrial fission. The record is from RefSeq and is a predicted model, not a curated record.